Molecule: messenger RNA, 933 nt
Organism: Giardia duodenalis
Lineage: Eukaryota; Fornicata; Diplomonadida; Hexamitidae
Exons: 1
Coding region: 1-933 (310 amino acids)
Source: RefSeq, a predicted model, not a curated record
AUGUACAAAAUUGCAGUGUUAAACGGGCGCUUGGCCUCCUCCGAGCUUUCAAUUAUGUAUAGUCAGCUUGGCGGCUGUGCGUGUUUCCCUCUACAGUUCAAUCCCCCCGAUCUUCUCUGUCAGUAUUGCCGCAAGCCCCUUGUCCUGCUUCUACAGCAUAUCUCUCCAGGCUCCACGGUAACCAUACACAGGGUGACCUAUACAUUCAUAUGCAAUAGCGUCCAUUGUGUUGACACCGGUCUCGCCUUGACGGUGAACAUUCCAUACUGUUGGAAAGAAAAAGUCAACAGCCAAACCCAAACCCAAACCCACAUAGCUCCGCAGCAAUCUCUUCUGGAAGAUGUAGGUAAUGCAUCUGCAGACCUGCUUGGUGCAUUGAAAGGAGCAUCGCUAUCAGUCUCUGCUGCUCCCGAAUCUAGUUCCGCGACUACUUCUUCAGCAACGGAACAAGACGGCAUACCAUAUCUGAAGAUCUGUAGUUCACUCCCAGCCUUCGACCUGCGCUCGUAUCCAGUUGAACAAGAACAGGUGCAGCUUGCUUCAGGAGAACUUGAACGGGCAAAGAUCAACAAUGACCACGAAGAUGAGACGGACGAUGAACAGAUUGAUGGCACACCGAUGGAAAUAUUGCAGCAGCUCCAUCCGAAGGCCAUGGUAUUAUAUGGAUACGACAUGCCCCCACUGCUUCCUUCUAAAGACAGGCAAGCAGUGGUGGACCAAAUAGACCCCACAAAGUAUGUCCACGAGUGUGACAUCUUUCCAACAGUUAUAAGUGCCUUACAAUUAUAUAAGCAUGGGCCAUCAGCAGACGAUAGCGCCGAAUUUCGCAUGAUCAGCGUCUGGGGUGCCAGAUCAAUGGAGCCAGGUGUUCACUUUGGGCGCGUACAUGUUGUUCCAGAGGAAGAGAUAAGGAACUACCUUGAUUCAAAUUGA